Temnothorax curvispinosus is the source of this 939-nucleotide messenger RNA. RefSeq lists its product as uncharacterized. The transcript has a single exon. The coding region runs from base 1 to 939 and encodes 312 amino acids. The record is from RefSeq and is a predicted model, not a curated record. NCBI's taxonomy places the organism in Eukaryota, Metazoa, Arthropoda, Insecta, Hymenoptera, Formicidae.
AUGGGCAGCGACCACCGUCCGAUCAUUGCCUACGUUAAUCGACAGGUUAGAUCAGUAAAAGUUUUUUCCUACAAACACAAAUUAUCGAAAGAACAAUGGAGAAACUUUACCUCUAUCCUGCAAUCACGUGCUAAAGAUUUGGAGGCGGAGGUUCUUGAGAUCAGUGAUAAGGAGCUUUUGCAACAAUACCGCGUGUUUUUUAAUCAAGUUGAUAACGUCCUUAGUGAGUUCUCUCCCCCAGCUAGAGACUCAGUUUCUCUGAAACAUCGGAAAAAAGAUGGUACUCAUACAGGUCCGCCUCCCGCCCCUUGGUGGACAAAGGAGUGUUCGGAAGCAGUGCAGACUGGAAAAAGAGUAUGCAAGACAUACCGUAAAAACCCCUCUGUGGCAAAUUAUCAGGCUUAUAGGGCUCAACUUUCCCUGACUAGAAAAAUCCUGAGAAAGGCCAAAAGAGAUGGAUGGAGGGAAUAUUGUUCCUCGUUGGAUUUUUUGACUCCUACUGUGGAGGUUUGGAGAAUGCUGAAAAGGUAUAAAAAUCGUAAAUUGGCGUCUGCCAAUCCCUCUGCGGGCGUAAAUAGCGAACAGAUUGAUAUCGCAAUGGCUAACAUUUGUCCUCCCUCGUGUAAUUCUGAACCACUAAACAUCCCAGACAACUCCGCUUCCACACCUGACACCCUCUCUUGGAUGGACAGCGUCUUUCAAUUUCAGGAAUUCGAGGCUGCUCUUGACUCCGUAAAGGUGAAGUCCAGCCCAGGUUUUGAUAGAAUAGAUUACCAAAUUAUUAAAUCGCUUCCUUCUUCCCUGCAAAAACUGCUUCUGAGAAUCCUCAACAACCUGUUUCUGGAGGGUGCUUUUCCGGAGACCUGGUCACAUUCGCUGGUAUAUCUCAUCCCUAAACCUCACGGUGGUGGAGUUAGCUCUCACCUCCUGUGUACUUAA